CAUUUCCUACACUAUCCAAAAUGGCGACGGGUGCACUUUUCGGUAAUGCGAGCGGCCGCUCUCAAAGUAAAAAUCUGGUUGAAUUUCGUGCUGGCAAGAUGUACAUGAAGGGCAAAAUGGUCCACCCUGAUAAAAGAAAGGGUUUGGUAUAUGUGUAUCAGUCAGACGACUCGUUAAUGCAUUUUUGUUGGAAAGAUCGGACAAGCGGAAGUAUCGAAGACGAUUUGAUCAUAUUCCCUGAUGAUAUAGAAUUCAAGCAUGUGAAACAGUGCACAACAGGGAGAGUUUAUGUGCUUAAAUUUAAGUCCUCAACAAGAAAGUUUUUCUUUUGGAUGCAGGAGCCAAAGACUGACAAAGAUGAUGACAAUUGCAAGAAAGUGAACGAAUUUCUAAACAACCCUCCUACCCCGGGGUCCAGCCGAGGUGCUGGUGGGUCUGGUACUUUACCAUCAGAUCUUGCCAAUUUAGCUGGAGAUUCCGAUCUACAAAGUAUACUUGGAGGGAUGAGCCAACAACAGUUGAUGCAAUUGUUAGGUGGUAUGAAUAUGGGAGGGCCCGGUGGCGGUCUCUCUGCAUUAAUGGGCCGUCCUGGUAGUGUCCAAUCAACAGCCUCAGAACCACCUUUAAGAGUGCAGUCGUCUCCGGGAACCAGGGGUGGAUCAUCUGACACGCCCUCUCAGCCACGCCCUGUGACAGCCGCCGCCCUACCAUCCCAGAAUACUACAACAACGUCGGCCACAACUGGCAGCACAACUACAACAUCAGCUGGUCAGAGCUCCAGUGCUAACAAACCUGCGAUACAGUUGAGUGAUUUACAGAACAUACUUUCUAAUAUGACUGUACCAGCUGAAAAGGAAUGUAAGGGGGGUUUGCUACCAAAAUCAGAGGAGGAGCUUAGAGCUACAAUAACGUCCCCUCAGUUCAAACAGGCAUUGUCGUCGUUCAGUUCGGCACUACAGUCGGGUCAACUAGGACCACUGAUGACUCAAUUUGGUCUUGGAGAGGAUGUAGCUAACGCUGCGGCACAAGGAGAUUUGGAAGCAUUUGUGAAGGCCAUGCAGGUACAACAGAAAUCGAAAGAAGCGAAGAAAGACCAGCCAGAAGCUAUGGACCAAGAUUAGAAAUUUAACUUUUGAUUUUCAAGUUUAUUGGGAAAUGUUACAUUGUGAUUUCCUGACAUUUUGAAUUGAUGAUUGGAUAAAGUUUGACUUAGUUAUUAGAUCAUUUUGAUGAAUGGACAAUGUUUUGUGAAAAUAAAUACACAUGAAACUUUUUAAAUCGUUUGUUAGAAAGUUCUUAUUUCUUGUUGUAUAAAAAUUUAAAAGAAAUAUCAAAAUAAUUUACAAGUGAAGUAUUAAGAAUUAUUUAAUUAACUAUAGUUUAAUGGUUCUUGUGAUGUUGGUUUGAAAUUUUUCAGUUUUGAAAUACAUGUCAAACUUGAA
Messenger RNA from Ruditapes philippinarum (Manila clam), 1442 nucleotides. RefSeq names its product proteasomal ubiquitin receptor ADRM1-B-like. Bases 21 to 1121 code for a protein of 366 amino acids. Gene Ontology annotation, biological process: ubiquitin-dependent protein catabolic process. The record is from RefSeq and is a predicted model, not a curated record. Gene Ontology annotation, cellular component: nucleus; cytoplasm; proteasome regulatory particle, lid subcomplex. The transcript has 10 exons. Gene Ontology annotation, molecular function: endopeptidase activator activity; ubiquitin binding; proteasome binding. NCBI's taxonomy places the organism in Eukaryota, Metazoa, Mollusca, Bivalvia, Venerida, Veneridae.